Molecule: messenger RNA, 4540 nt
Organism: Doryrhamphus excisus (bluestripe pipefish)
Lineage: Eukaryota; Metazoa; Chordata; Actinopteri; Syngnathiformes; Syngnathidae
Gene: nkd1
Product: NKD inhibitor of WNT signaling pathway 1
Biological process (GO): negative regulation of Wnt signaling pathway
Cellular component (GO): cytoplasm
Molecular function (GO): calcium ion binding
Source: RefSeq, a predicted model, not a curated record
AGUAGGGAGCUAUCUUUUUCGGAAGUAGUUUUAUUCUGAAAGACGCUAACCGGAAAUAUUCAACCCCCUAUUUUACGGGAGGUCCUAGCAUCACAGCAGAGGCUCGUUUGCUCUCCAGCCGUGCGGACGUGUUUGCUCCUACCCGCCUUCCUCGCUUCUUUCCGCGGACUCUUUACGGAUAUAUCUACCCCCUCGUUCUCGUCUCUUCUCUUUUUGUGGCCAUUUACGGUUCCUCUUCUUUGGACUAUUAUUCGUCUGAUGGUGUGCGCCGAUGCCAAGAGAUGGGUAAACUGCACUCGAAACAUGCCACUAUUUGCAAAGCGAGGGAGAGCCCAGAAGGCGACAGCUUUGUAGUUAAUGCCUGUUUGGCUCGGAAGGGACUGGAUGACUGGCUGGUGAAACAAGACUGUCACCUGAAGACCAAGUGCGCUUUGGGCACCCGGGACGCCAUCAAUGAAGCGUGCGCUCGGGGGAUUGGAGAUGAGCACUACCGCUUAGAAGUGGCUCUACCCCCGGAGAAGUCAGACAGCUGCUGCGUGGAGGAGAAGAUGCAGGAGAGGGACGUCCAAUCCCCCGCAGGGCCGCAAAAGCAGCUCCAGUUUGAAGAGUUGGAGUGCGCCGUGUCCGUGGAGGAGGACAACCGACAGGAGUGGACCUUCACCCUCUACGACUUCGACAACAACGGCAAAGUCACCAGAGAGGACAUCACCAGUCUUCUCCACACCAUCUACGAGGUCGUGGAUGCCUCCGUCAACCAUUCGCCGAGCAGCAGUAAGACCUUACGGGUCAAGCUGUCCGUGGCUCCGGACUCCAGCCAGCGGUGGAGGACUUGCACGCAAGGCGCCGCAGAUGUUGCCCACCCGAGGGAGAGAAAUGACAAGUGUACAGAAGACCCCAGGGGUGCAGACAAGAAGAGUCGAGCACUGAUUAGGCGCCACCACAGCGACCACCACACCCAGCCGGGCUGCCAGAGGAACUGUGUGGACGAGAACCUCGAGCGACGGAAUCACUACUUGGACCUGGCCGGCAUCGAGAACUAUACGUCGCGCUUCGGAGCCGCGACGGCCACAGAACAGCCCAAGGCAGAACCCCAGACCCGGUCGUCCAACCAGACGCGCUCUCGGUCCCAUGAACCAGAAAACGGCCACCCCCAUCCCCACACCCACCACCACCGCCGCUUGCAGCAAACCGUCAUGGACGGCCCCGACAGCCACCACCACCACCACCCCGGCCGGACGCGGGGCCAAGACUCCGGGAAAGCCGCCCUGCGCUCACCCAAGACCCACGCCCGCGCUCCUGCCGCCCAAAUCGGGAGCAGGGUGAUGCGGAGCAGGGGUCUCCCUCCGCCGCCGGCGCUCCCCAGCCAGACGCCCCCUCACCAGUCGUCUGCCCCGUACCGCAAGCACAAGCAGCGCGCCAAGGAGAGCUACCGCGCGCUGGGCACCCUGGCGGCGUCGGGGCCCGUGGUGGAGAAAGAGCAAGUGAGGGAGCUGCCAGGGGUGCUGCUCUACGAGGGCCGGCUGGCGCAGGUGGUGCAGCGGCACGAGCACCAUCACCACCAUGAACACCACCACCACUACCAUCAUUUCUAUCAAUCCUGAACACCCGCCGCCCCUUUUGGGACCCGGAAAUCGUAUCAUUCACGAUAAAUCAGUGUUAUAUAUGAACAGUAUGACCGGUUCCACGACCACAGGACUGAGGAUCAUGGCCGGGGACCGCCGAGGGAUCACGGGGGCGGUCCCCGUGAAUGCCGCCGCCCACUCCCGGCCCCACAAAUCCACCGACUAGUGAUCGUUGUGGCAACAAAGCAGAUCUUUCCAGACCACUAAGCCAAGAUGUUGAAGGCCUGUGAUGUAAAGAUACAGUAUAUGAAGGGUGUGUGUGUGUGUGUGUGUGUGUGUGUGUGUGUGUGUGUGUGUGUGUCACGACACUGGUGUCUGUCAAAAACCACUUUGUGGCUGCGUGAGUAUUUAAAGUCGGAGGCUAAAAAUGAAGAAUCUGAGCGUCCCUUCAACGCUGGAAGGAAACCCCCAAUCUGCUGCUACCUCUGUUGUUUUAAUGACUUAGCACCAAGAGGUUACAUCAUUUUUAUUUUUUUUUUUUUACUUUUUUUUUUUUACAUUUUGGGUCACAAUCUGCAGUAGUGAAGCUUACUUUUACUAACUCUUGACUGUUCAUAAGUUAUAUAUAUAUAUAUAUAUUGUUAUGGAUUUUAUAAGCUUUAUGGAUAAUGUGACAUCUUUGUACGGACUCGCUAAAGCCCUCUUUGACUUUUAUACGACUGUGCAAAAGCCUCUUUUUCUAUUAUCUGUCCGCUUCAGUCACAAACGCCCUUCUCACAAUCAUGCUCAGAAUACUGUUUUUUAUUAUUAUUAUUAUUAUUUUUUUACGACCGUAUGACAAAAAAAACCCAACUCUCAACAGCGCCAACCGAUGGACGAAAAAAACAUUGACAUAAUAUUAUAUCAGUACUUUGAGUGUAGAGAAAGACUUUCCAAUAUUAUGAAUAGUUCAUAUUAUCGGAACUCACGCAGAAUAAGAACAUGUAGCACAAGGGAUCAGUAUUCAAACCCACCUAUGUUGUCUUUGAUUCAUUCAUUUUCUACCGCUUAUUCUCACGAGGGUCGCGGGGGGGGGUACUGGAGCCUAUCCCAGCUGUCUUCGGGCAAGAGAGACUGGGUACACCCUGGACUGGUGGCCAGCCAAUCACAGGGCACAUAUAGACAAACAACCAUUCACACUCACAUUCAUACCUAUGGACAGUUUGGAGUCGCUAAUUUAACCUAGCAUGUUUUUGGAAUGUGGGAGGAAACCGGAGUACCCGGAGAAAACCCACGCAACAUGCAAACUCCACACAGAGAUGGCUAGGGUGGAAUCGAACCCUGGUCCUAUGUUGUCUUUUUUUUAUUUAUUUAUGUAAAGCAACAAAUCAAGCAACUUUUUCUUUUACUGUUCUCGACGAAAAGCAGGUCCUGCUGUAACCACGCCCACCCCCAAACCUAAAAGCACAAAAAGGGUUAUUUGUGAUUAAUUAAUCGAUUAAUCCUGUAUUUGUUGCACCAGAGAUGGACCAAAUCAGCGGCAUGCAACAUUUCAAAAAAGAGACGAAAGGUUGAAAUCUGAGGAUAUUUACUUUUAAAAUUAAAAAAAAUGAUUAAUCGAUUACCAAAAUAAUUGUUGAUUAAUUGGAUCGGCGAUUAAUCAUAAUUUAUUGUUGUAGCGUCAUUUGUAUUUCAAAAUAUGUUUUUUUUUUUUUUUUUUGUCCAUAAAAAUGGCAUGCCCAUGCGUCAUGACCAAUUAUGCAAAUUAGAUGAUUGUCAUCUAGACCCGCCCCCCCCCACUCUGAAACCACAAAGAAAUCCUGUGGGAUAAAACUGCUGACAACGUGACAAAUGUGCUAAAGCUCAUUAGGGUUGUAGUCAUUAUUUUUAUUAUUUUUUUUGCAUUAGAAUCUCAAUAGUGGAAAAAAUAUGUGUGGCAAAGAUCAUAAUUUCAAUUUUCUUGAAGUUUAUUUAUAAUAUAUAAAUUUUUUUCUGGAGUUGCUAUUUCGAUUUUUCAAUACAACAAGACCUCUGUGUCUGAAAUAUUCCCAUGAGACCCCCCACCCUUCCGUAGCAUGUGUCUCCGUUUAUGUUGUUGCUCUACCAGCUGUCUCCAUUCCUCUGGUGGCGUCGAACCGUGGACACCCGUCCCCCGCGGGUGUCUCCAAGUCGUCUCAUAACUCGUCUUGCCUGUAGCCCACCCUGUGUGCCUGACCCUUAACUCUUCUACGCCUGAACCGCAAAUGGUGGAAAAUUGGUCAAAAUGUGCACCCCUACUGUGUUACUUGUAUUAUUAUUAUUAUUAUUUUUCGGACGAAUACACCCCAAAUUUGACCCCCGUAAGUCGAACAGACUUGAAAUUUCUCGAUAUAAACACCCACUGUAACUUUACUAACAAAAUUUGGUACACCCUUUUAUGGGACUGACAAGCUAACGUUUGUAAAAUCUGAGCAAGAUGGCCGCCAUCAAGCAAAAUGUCUGCUGUGGGCGGGACUUAGCAACUCCUCGGGGUAUUAAGCGUUUGUCUAAUGAUUACAAAAUUUUGAAAACAUGGGUUCCACAAGGGGGUCUACCACAGCUGUGCCCCAGUACCACUUUCCUAGCCCCCUCGACCACAAACAAGUCUGCGUCGUAGUAGGAAAGGUCAGAGUUCAGCCUAGUGGGUCGUAUCCGGUUACUGACGAUUUCAAGCCAAGUGUUUGAAUCCGGUCCAUCGAGGGUUGGGGAAUCUUUGUGUCGUUUGGUCGCCGUUUGUCAUUUUUUUGAGCCAUUUCACCAAUUUUUAAAAAAAUGUCCUGUCGAUCUGAUGUACAAAGAAAUGAAGGAUUAUUUAUGACGACAAAAAACUCACUUAGCACUAGCUCUUUUCCAUGCUAAUGUUGUCUUCCUGUAGCUUCCAUGUAGCUCAUUCAUUGCUUUUAUUUAUUGGACAGCAGAUCUGUGCCGAAAGCAGGCGGUGAAGCCCAUUUAUUGUUAUUAAACUAUGAGCCUGUUUUGAA